UUAACUAACUUAACCCUUUGUCCAUUCCCACGUGGAGUCAUAAAGAAAGAAUGUUCACUUGCAGGAGAGUUUCCUCAGCUUUUUUACAAAGAUUGAUCUGCAGAUCACAGUCAACAGGAACUCCAAAUGUUUCAGUUGAUCCAGCUCAGCAUAUAUUCAGUGCUGCCUGCGUUCAGAGGUUUCCUCUCCUUGGUAGAGUCAAGACCGACCUUGAAGUCAAAGUCAAUCAAUUUAAAGUUGUUGCUGCUGAAAAAAGGAGCCGCUUAUCUGAUUUUGAAUUAGAAGAGCAAAAGUUUGCUGCACUAAAGGAAACCGUUGAAAAGAAAGCCAAAGAAGAAGGAGUCAAUGUCUCAGUUUUUGAUAUGGAUACUUCUUUUAAAGAUCUUCAGGAAUCAUUUGAAAAAGACUUUGAAUCUUUUGAACCUCAACCAAGAGAGACUGAGCCUGACAGAACUGGUGAUGUUCGUUCAACCAUGAGAAAACUUGAUCGUAUUCUCUACCUUCUUGUGAAGACUGAGGAUGAAUGGAGAAUGCCUCAAGGAGGUCUAAUGGAAGGAAUGAAUCUUUGUCAGACUGCACAGGAGCAAUUGACUAAACUCUGUGGGGCAGAUCUCUCAGUUCAAUUUAUUUCAAACACACCAGUUGCUUGUCAUUCAUUACCAAUCAAUAAAAGAUCAAAAGUAUUUUUUCUUAAGGCCCAGUAUUUAUCAGGAACUGUGAAGAUUGAUACUGAAAUGCUGGAAGACUAUGCUUGGGUUACUAAAGAAGAACUGAAGGAUUAUCUAUCGCCACACUAUUACAAAUCGAUAUCCCCUGCACUAUUAGACUGACGAAUUACCAUAAUAAUUAUAUCAAUAGUUUAUGUUUGUAUGUGAAAUAAAGAAAGGUUAUAGUUUCAUAAAUCAA
Messenger RNA from Amphimedon queenslandica, 906 nucleotides. RefSeq names its product 39S ribosomal protein L46, mitochondrial-like. NCBI's taxonomy places the organism in Eukaryota, Metazoa, Porifera, Demospongiae, Haplosclerida, Niphatidae. Gene Ontology annotation, molecular function: structural constituent of ribosome. Bases 51 to 830 code for a protein of 259 amino acids. Gene Ontology annotation, cellular component: mitochondrial large ribosomal subunit. The transcript has 7 exons. The record is from RefSeq and is a predicted model, not a curated record.